AUGGCCUCGUCAGACUGCUCCAAACCCCCCUCGACCCAAAGCGUCCCGUUCAAAUCCAAGGGAAUGGACGAUAUAUCACAUGUUCUGGACCCAGAUGGGGAUGUGAUCAUAGUUCUGGAGAAAUCAACCGAGAAUCGGCCUACAGACGCGUCGUCGAAUGACUCUCCUGACAAUGAACCGAAGGAAGAGGACCCUGAAGAAAAACCCCAGGGUAUACGGAUCAGAGUGUCCUCAAAGCAUUUGGCCCUAGCCUCCCCAUACUUCAAACGCAUGCUGGGACCCAAUUGGGAAGAAGGCAAAUCUCUUCGUGCCACUGGCACCACAUCCAUCACUGCAACCGAUUUUGAUUUGGAUGCUCUGCUCGUGGUGUUGAACGCUAUGCAUGGCCGUCAGGAUCACCUUCCUCGGAAGUUGAGCCUUGAAAUGCUUGCUAACGUCGCCGUUGUUGUCGACUACUAUCAAUGCCACGGCGUCGUUGACAUGGCCAAGGAACUGUGGAUCAAUAAUUUAAAACCAUCUUUUCCCACGACAUAUACAGAAAAUGCCACACUGUGGAUAUGGGUGGCUUGGGUUUUUUCGGCGGCAGAAGAAUUUGAGUCAGCUACCACACUCGCCAUUCGACAAUGCCCAGGACCCUUCAGUCCCUUGGGCUUUCCUAUACCUAGUGUCGUGAUCACUCUCCGCUCACACCUAAUUUCUCAAGAUGAAUUAAGCAAGAAAAUCGAGGCCGCCAUAGACAUUAUCCACACAUCUCUUGAUAGGCUCCUCAUACGCUUUCGUGAUGAGGGGACUGCAUGUUCUUUUAACUGCAAUGUUAUGUUAUUUGGUCUGCUCAGCUUUGCCAUGCACAAGAGACGCCUCAUCAAGGAUAGCGGAACUCUUAUGGUCCGGGCAACCUCGAUUUAUUGCCAUUCAAGAAGAAAAACAUUUCAAAAUAUGAUUGAAGCGCUUCGGGAGAUCGAAUCCGAGGAACCAAGAGUUCCUCGCCUCCACGAUUCAUAUGAGAGCAGUAAAUCCCGCUGUGGCCUCCGAGGCUACAUUAAUUCACUCAUUGACGACGUAGAAGGAAAGAUAGCAGGAUUGAGUUUGAGCGCUUUUCAAUAA
Messenger RNA from Aspergillus terreus NIH2624, 1104 nucleotides. RefSeq lists its product as uncharacterized. NCBI's taxonomy places the organism in Eukaryota, Fungi, Ascomycota, Eurotiomycetes, Eurotiales, Aspergillaceae. Bases 1 to 1104 code for a protein of 367 amino acids. The record is from RefSeq and is a predicted model, not a curated record. Gene Ontology annotation, molecular function: protein binding. The transcript has 2 exons.